AUGGCGCAGGAGGAUGAGGAGGACGAGCAAGGUACCACUCCUCCGCUGCCCGAGCCGAGUUCGACGCUCGGCAAACCCCCGCCGGCGGCUUUGCCAGUCUAUGUCCCACCGACGUCCGGACACGGUCCAGGCUUCCGUAUCCGUGCGCGGCAGGCGACGCUCGAGGUCCACGAGGGCGACUUUGUCUAUAUCCUGCCACAGGAUGCGUCGUCUGCCAAGUCGAAAAGGAGCGCAGCGGCGGCGGUCGGCGUCGAGAAAGCGACGAAGCCCUUUUCCAUCUACCACGUCGAGCGCGUCAAGUCCGCGGGCCCAACCGUGGCGCCGAAUCGUCAAUCUGCAGGCUCGGAUGGCACCACGACGGCGCUCGCCGCUCCGACCCGCAGACGGACAGCGCAGGUGACGAUGCGGCGGUACGAGCGACAGGCGCUCCUCUCGCGCCUCCCACGCUACUAUGCCCGGACGGAAGCGCUGGCCUCACUACCGUUCCAGGACGAGAGGCGGCUCCUUCCGACGCGCGACAUCGUGAUCCUGGACCCGCAUCGCCACGCGGUCGUCGGCCAGUGUUUUGCGGCCGUGCGCGAGAAUGCCAGCUCGCUCCCCGACGCUCUGCGGUGCGAGCACUACUUCGUUCGGCCUCACGACCUGCGUUCGGUGCUUGGCCGCGCCGAGCUUCGAGACUGUGCCGCCUGCCGCGCCCGAAUCAAUGACGAGGUGGCGACGGCCAAUAGGAUCAAGGCGCGUCCGCUAUCGGCCCUCGACCUCUUUUGCGGAGGCGGCGGCCUUUCCAUCGGCCUCGCGCAGUCCGGCAUCGUCAAGACGUGCUGGGCCGUCGAUGGCGACGCGCAAGCGGUCAAGACGUUCGAGCGGCACCACCCCGAAACGACGGCCAUCUGCGGCGACACGAGCUCGCUGCUGAGGGACGUCGUGCGAGGCAGGGCAUCGAGGCAUAGGCUGCCCCGACCGGGCCAGGUCGAUAUUAUCGUGGGCGGCCCGCCGUGUCAGGGCUUCAGCGGGCUCAAUCGCGUUGCGACCAGCGGAUCAGCCGAGCGCUACGACGCGCGCAACCUCCUCGUCGCCAACGCGCUCGCCUGGGUCGACUUCUACCGCCCGCGCUUUGUGCUGCUGGAGAACGUCACGGGCCUCCUGUGUGCCAAGCUGGGCGGCCACGACAGCGGCUUUGCCCGCCUCAUCCUGCUGACCCUGACCGAGAUGGGCUACGCGGCGUCGAUCGAGGUGUUCCAGACGGUCGCGCAGCCGCACCGUCGUCUGGGCGCUCGGUGCGGCGAGCGGCUGCCCCGGAUGCCGUCGGCCACGCAUGUCUUUCUGGGCAAGCUGGCCCCGUGCUUCUCCUGGAAGGACGGCCGCGGUAGGGAGCACAAGAGCAGCCAGGACCGCCCCAGGAUGCGCUCAGCGCCGAUACCUGCGGUGACGGUAGGCGAUGCCAUCUGCGAUCUGCCGCCGUUCGACUGGCAGGACCCGCACGUCAUCUAUCCGAGCGAUGCGGCCUCUCGCAAGGAGCGGCGCCAGCGCCAAGAGAGCGGGAUCCCUGCGCUUGCUGCGCACAGCACGGGACAAGGGCAUCGGUGCGGGUCAGGCGGCGGCGCAAGCACGAGCACGAGCACGAGCACGAGCACGAGCACGAGCGCCGUGGGGCCGCGGCUGCAGCGGUACGCCGUCGAGGCUCGGACGAGCUAUCAGGCGGCGGUGCGCGGCGACGGGGCUGAGCGGGUGAGGCAGCACCAGACGUGCCGCUUGACGGCGGGUACGGUGGAGCGGGUGGUCAACGUGCCGCUGGUGGGGGAGGCCAACCACCUGGCGUGGUCGUCGCGCGGGGUCAACAAGCCGCUGCUGUCGCUGUGGGGGAUGUCGUCGAUGUCGUCGGCGCGCGCGGCCAACGGCUUCUACCUCAGCUCGUACGCCCGCCUGUCGUACGGGUCGUAUUUCGAGGUGGCGCUGACGAGCAUGUCGCCGAGCGCCAAGUGCGGCAAGGUGCUGCACCCGUCGCAGCAUCGCAUCCUGACGGUGCGGGAGCACGCGCGGGCGCAGGGCUUCCCGGACGGCGUCGUAUUUGCGACGGGGCCCGACCUCAACGCGGCGCACCGGCAGAUUGGGAAUGCGGUGGCGGUACCGCUGGCGAGGGCCAUGGGGCGAGGGGUGCUCGAAUCGCUGGUGCGGUGCGAGGAGGCAAGGCGGCGGUGGGGCGGUCAAGGCGGUGCUCAGCCGGUGGGGGGAAAGAGCAGCGGCGGUGGGGCAGCGGGUGGUGGCAGCAGCAGCAGCAGCAGCAGGGAUGACGGGCAGCCUGGGAGUGCGGGCGUCAAGCGGAAGCGGUUCGGAGGGGCCGAGGCGAGCGAGGGCUGCAUCAUUGUGAUCCAGGACGAUGCAGAUGGUUAG
Molecule: messenger RNA, 2391 nt
Organism: Pseudozyma flocculosa PF-1
Lineage: Eukaryota; Fungi; Basidiomycota; Ustilaginomycetes; Ustilaginales; Ustilaginaceae
Exons: 2
Coding region: 1-2391 (796 amino acids)
Cellular component (GO): nucleus
Molecular function (GO): methyltransferase activity
Source: RefSeq, a predicted model, not a curated record